UCAAUGUCAAAAAAAUCUGUCUAACUGUCAUAGUUCCGAAUUUUAUGUAAUCCCAAAUAAACUUUCAAAAUUUUCCCAAAAAUAAACCCUUUUCCCUGUUUAGUUUCAAAUAAUAUAAACAGUAGCUAACCGCCCUUAUUAUGGGAACCGUUCACGCUAAGGCAGAUCACGGGGAGGUGGGGGGUGGUCUGUUUGAAUUUGAAGAGCCAGUCGACCUGGACGAUGAGCGUACACUACCCAAACCCUCCAUCCAGCUGGGUGGAGUCAGGGCCCGUGUAGACAGAGUUCAUGUGGACGGGCUCAGCCGAACUAAAGACGAUGUGGUGCGAGGCACUGUCAAUGACCUGUUCCUCGCUACGGACUUUGAAGAUGUCAUCUUGAGAGCUCAUAAGGUCCGUCGCGCGCUGGACUCCAUGGGGUGCUUCCGUGACAUCGGAGUGCUGAUCGACGUGUCUUCAGGACCGGACGCCACGCCAGAAGGACUUGAGGUAACAUUUCAAGUGAAAGAGCUUUCGAGGAUCGUCGGAGGAAUCAACACCACCGUCAGCGAAAAUGAAGGAAACCUUGUUAUAGGUGUGAAAAUGCCGAACGUGCUCGGCCGAGGCGAGCGUUUGCACGCGGAGUACAGCGUGGGGCACCGCAGCACCAGCAACUUCAGUAUUGCGGCUACCAAACCCUUCCCGAGGACGCCACUGGUGCCUGUGCUCACCACCUCCAUCUUCCAACAAAACCACGAGUACCCGUGGUCCGGCUACCGACUGCUCGACCGCGGGGUGCUACUGGAUGUGGCCUUCAAGACUUCACCGCGAACGACGCACAACCUCCAAUGGGAGGGCCUGGUGCGCGACACGUCGGUGCUCAGCAAGACCACCAGCUUCAAGGUGCGCGAGAGCAGCGGUCCUCAAAUGAAGUCGGCGCUGCGCCACAUCGUGACGGUGGACAACCGCGACGAGCCCAUCUUCCCGCAGCGAGGGACGCGGGUUCAGUUCUCCAGUGAAGUGUCUGGCCUUGGCGGUGGUGUGGCGUUCCUGAAAAGUGAACUCCUGGGAGAGGCCAACGUACCGCUCGCUGAAAACAUCGUGUUCCAAGUAUCCGGCGCUUUAGGCGUCCUCCACGACAUGUUCGGCACAGAACUGACGGAGCACUUCUACCUCGGCGGCGCGACCACGCUGCGCGGGUUCCGGCAGCGCGGCGCCGGCCCGCACUCGGACAAUCAAGCCACUGGGGGACGCAUGUACUGGGCGUCGGGCGUACAUCUCUACACUCCGCUGCCGUUCCGCCCCGGCGCCGGCGGGCUUGGCGACCUGUUCCGCUCGCACCUGUUCGCUAAUGCGGGCUGUCUCGCUGGACCCGAAGAAUCGUCGGCAAUGUCUCUGUCUUCCCUGAGCCAAGUGAGGGUGUCUAUUGGAGCCGGCAUCGCGCUCAGACUUGGAAGGGUCGCCAAGGCGGAGUUAAACUACUGCGUGCCGAUCCGCGCGUGCGCGGGCGACGCGACGGCGCCGGGCCUGCAGCUGGGCGUCGGGGCGCACUUCUUGUAGAUACUGGUAACACCGAUUGUUGUUUGAAGAAAAAGACUUAAGUUCUACGAAUUUAAACUGCCAUCCGAACAUCAGAAGCAGACGUAUAAGCCCUGUAAUGCAACUGUACAUAUUUGGAAUACUGUUUGAUUUGAAACAGAGAGAAAAAGUUUAGUUUUCUUUAUUACAAUAAGUAAAAACUCUCAAUAUUUUCUGAAAGAUUAAAAAAUUGAAUAUAAUUCGGAUUUUUUCAAGUCGAUAAAUAUCCUCAAUUAUUGAAUUCUGUUUUUAUUUUAUAACAUAAUGAAAAAAAUGGUUAUAACUGUAACAAUCUAAGGGCUUGAACACAAAAUUAAAAGUCGCUAUUAAAUUAAAUCACUUCUAGGAAUGCAACCUAAAGUAUUUAAAUUAUUAUUCUUGAACUUGUUUCGAGAGAACAUACCUAAAUUGCUGUAUAACUGAUAUGUCUUAAAAAUAGUUAUAUGUAGUUGUUAAAUAAAAUAUUGUUUUAUUUAUAA
Plutella xylostella (diamondback moth) is the source of this 2035-nucleotide messenger RNA. RefSeq names its product sorting and assembly machinery component 50 homolog A. The record is from RefSeq and is a predicted model, not a curated record. Gene Ontology annotation, biological process: protein insertion into mitochondrial outer membrane; mitochondrial respiratory chain complex assembly. Gene Ontology annotation, cellular component: outer membrane. NCBI's taxonomy places the organism in Eukaryota, Metazoa, Arthropoda, Insecta, Lepidoptera, Plutellidae.